GUAGAACCACAGGUUGUAAUAAUAGUGUCACUGUCUCCACCCUGUGUCACCCUACCCCACAGCCAGUCUCUAAUCUACAGAGGUCCACAGCACAGUCUAUAAGUAUCAGAGACUACAGGAAGCAGCAGCAGUCUGUCUGAUCUGGGACAGGUGAGACCUGGGGAGACAGGAGUAAGGGCUACAAGGGAGGACGUGUUACUGGGACGAUCAGUUGUAAGAUACUGGAAUGAAUUUGUAGGACCUGGGAGGACAGGUGUACAGCCACUGCAAAGACAGGUGAUGCAUCAGAUAACUUGGGGGAACAGGUGUCUGUCUUUUAGUAAUCAAAUGUGACACCCCAAAGUGAAAAUCACAGAAUACACUGGAGGUGUCACGUUUGAGUAUCAGAAAUCCUACACCUUUAUGUAUUUUUGUCUGAGGGAACGCUGCUCAGUAGGUUUUCAGUUUAGAUUUAUUUAUUCAUAUAGUGGUUGUAUUGUGUACCGGUGUUCGCUAUAGGGAGGAGGAGGGGGAUAUGUAGGUGGGGCUGUAUUGGUGCAGUGAUGGUUUUUCUUUAAUAACUGCUCUUCAUUUUUCACAUAAACAGCCUUUAUCUGACUGGAGUCCCAACGUCUCCUUGGGUGAACUUGCUGUUAUCCCUCAUUUUAUAUUCUAGCUUAUUCUGAUGGAAUGGUCGGUUACGGAGGUGUACCCACUGUGCAGCGAGGGGGGGUAAUGACCCCAUUAGUCAGUAGUAUAAUCACCGCACAGUAUUAAACUAUAUUAUGGGAACAUUUGUUUUCUGAUCGCUGUAUUUGUAUAAAACGUUUAUUGUACAAUAUUCAUGGAAGGGUCGUUUGCUGGUGUGGUCUCAAACUGGGCGAUUUCUUUUGUAGUUGCCAAAUGUACCCAGCUCUCUCCUGCUCUGCAAUGAUGGUUUGUGGCGAGUUCUAAUCUUGAGGGUUUAAUAACCUCUUCAUUUAAUAAGCGUAUUUUAUAUAGUUGGCAGGACAGACGCCGUAGAUGAAUAGUUUGUGUCCGUAUGACCCGAUUAACCUGUGUGUUGCAGUCAUAACGUAACUGUGGGCAAAUUGUUCUAUUUCCAGUCAUUGAAAUGUUUUGAAUUGUGGGAAUUGCCCAAAUUGUGCAAUUAUUCUCUAACUCUGGUUUAAAAAUAUCUGCUGCUUUCAGAACACAAGGAAGGGGCAGAGCUGGCGGUGUUUUAUGUAGACCAAAAAUCAAACAAAUUCUGUCUGAAAUCUAACUCCCAGUUUAGAGAAGCCGCCUGUUUACAUCCAAUAGCGCCAGCUGUAAUCUCUGUCUUAUUGUAACAAUAUCGUAUGUGUGUCGUGUUUAUUGUUCCAGAGAGAGAUCUGGGAGAUAACAGGUUAAACAAAUGGGACUUUCAAUACAUUGUCUAAACUGAACCAGCAAAAUGGUUAAAAAUAAAAUAAAAAAUAAAAAACCUGUUAUUCUUUGUGGAUGUUUGUGAUGAGAGUAGGCUUACCUUCAAACUGUUUGAAUCUUGGGGCGAUGUCUGCAUGUUUAUAUUUUCCUGCGUGUACAGCGUUUGUAGGAGUUUGUUCUAAAAUAAAAACUUUUUAUUUGCUUUUAAAUUAUUUUUUUUUUUAAUAUACAGUUUAUUUUGACUUAACUUUAAAAAUAAGGCUCUAGUCUUGUAUGUAGAUACUGUUUGGUUUUUGUUUUUUGUCUUUGUUUUUGCGUGUUCUAUUUAUAUUUAUUGUAUUGUUUUAGGUUUUUCAUUAUAGUUGGUGAUCCGAAAAAUAUGUUGGUAUAGGUUGGGAGGGACAUUUUCCACCUCACCUGCUCUAACAAGGAUAUUUUUAUCACAACAAAAUGGCUUACUAAAAGGUGUCUGUGUGGGUUUAAAAAAAUAAAAUAAAAUAAUUCUUUAUAUUAAGAACAAGGACAUUUUUUGAGAAGUGCCAAUUCCUCUAAAAUACUAAAUGCCCAUCUCCGUCCCACGGUAGCAGUAACAUUCAGUAAUACAAACGCGUUACCUGCCCCUUAAUCAUUUUAUCUGAUUGGGUUAUUCACUAAGGUGUGAAUUUUUGGAAAUUCAAUGUGAAUUCAGAAUGUGAAUUUGAAAUAGAAGUCUGAAGUGGUCAAUUUAGAAAACAAUUGUUGGCCAGGACAGUUUUUCCAGUUCAACUAAUUUGGUUAAAAUGUUAACUUACUGGGAAUUCAAUUUAUUCCUUGGGGUGACCUCAGUGUACAGCACGUACUGGGCCAAAACCGCUGCUGUGUGUGAUUCCUGGCUGCAUGUGGGUCCCAGGCGCCCAUUCUAUUCCAGUGCAACAGGUUGUGUUUUGUUUUUGGGUAGUGAUGCCCCCUGUAGACCAUUCAGUGUAUACCAGAUUGCUUUCUUAGGCCCUCAUUGACCACUCUGGUGCCCAGUUAUCAAACAGAGCUCUAACCAAUCCUCUAACUGCGAAAGCUCCACCUGUACCGUGUAACCCUUUCUGUGCCGCUGGGGCUGAUGCAAAAUGCUCAUAUUAUCCCAUUGGCAGAGCUUUACAAAUGAAAUUAUUAAAACCUUUCCCUGUGGGUUCCACCAUGGCCAGCUCCUAGGCCUGGCACAACAUUUCCUGGAGACGGCAAUGACAGUAGGCGACCCUACUACACUCACAGGAUCAUUAAGAGGCAUUGGUUACAGGCUGUGUAAGAUGCAUGAAACCAUAAAAAGUGAUGUGGAAAUGACGUGACUGACUGAUUUUAGCUCAAGACAAGCAAUGUUUUUACACAACCUGUUUCACGGGGUGAAUGAACCCCAGAGACUUAGAUAAUAUCCUGCUCUGGGCGAACGUAUUCUGCAUUUCCUUCCCAAUACUAUAAAAGGGCUUAUUCACUAAACACCCGAUUUGUUUUGGAUUCAAAACAGAAUUGGUGGGUUUAGGAAAGAAUGGGGGGGGAAAAGUGACAAUGCUGGAGAUGGCAAGUAUUUGGUUGGUUUUUGAAUUCUGCUUUCCGUUCUCUAUAAAGGGAAUGGAAUAGAAAACUGCAGCCGUGUCCCUCUCGUAACUCCUGACCGCCAACCUAACAAAACAAUGAAUUCUCUUCCACAGGUUAAUCGGACAGAACCAGGAUGGCAGAGAAGGGCUCGCCGGCCCUGGUGGGGAUCAUUGUGUUUGGAAAUGUAGUUAUUAUGGUAAGUUAGAGGGUUACGAACUUAUGGGGUGUCCAUAGAUGCCAGAACAUUACAGGCUGGUCCUCAGUGGCCUAUUGGGGGAUGUGCCCCACAAUUUUUUGCAAGAAAAAAAAUAAAUCCUAUUGUCAUCAUAAGAACUAGUAAUAAGUGUGGAUUUCAAAAUAUAUUACUAAAACAAAUUGGGUUAGUUUGCAGUCACCCCAGCUCCCUAUAGAUGGCUGGAGAGGCUGCGUAUUGGCUAAGCAAUUAUGGCAAGAUUUUAGCUUCCUGGCCCGAAGAGCUUGCAAUCUAAAUCUAUUAAUAUGACAUGGCUAGACAGUGACACACGAAACAGAAUAUUAAAUAAAAGAAAACAUUCUAGCAUGAUUUUAGGCAUUUUGUCUCACAAAUGGAGAAACAGUCAAUGCUUUUCCCAUUCAUAUCCCUGAAGUGACCUGGUGGCUCGAGGAAUGUGGUUCUACUGGUUACUUCAGAUCCUCUUCACAGAUUUCAGGGUGGAAGAACAGAAACUGCUCUGUCUUUAUCAACACGUUUUGGGGUAGUUCACAUUCAGACUUCUAGUUUCAGUCAUUUUUGUACAUACAGACCUGGUCCCGUCUCCAUUACCCAUAAUGUCCAGUGUUACACUAGUUGAAUGCUCUGUUGGUGGUUAUAGUCCUCUGGCUCAGCUGAAGGAAGAUGGCAUUAGCCUACAUUUCCAAGACUUGCCAGGCUGGCUACUGAAUUCUAUCAAUUUCCUUUGUUCCACUAGCUAAAUAGUGAUAAGACAAUGUUGCUCCUGUAGUUUGUAGAAUACAAUUUACUGACUGGGUUCUUUACCUUAGUGGAAAUUGUCAGAAAUUAAAAAUGAAUUUCAUAUUUAAGACCAAAGCAGCAAAAAUGGAAGCAUUGUGUCCAUGGAGAAUAUUUGCAAUUCGCUUACUCUGGCCUUAAAAGUGAAAUUUACUAUACCAACCACGGGCGCAUCCCGAAUCACUGACUACCACAGACAGCCUUCAGGGCGGGACCCCCCCGAAGCGGACUUCAGCCACAACAGGGUUGCCCCGAGACUGGGGGUAUAUAGACACAAUAGACCAUGUGAUUGACUAAAUGCAACGGGAAUAUCGCGACAUGCUAACCCCCUACCCCAUCCCUUUUUUCUCUUCUGUACCCUUCACCCGAACAUUUUUUAUUUGAAAAUGAAAUAAAUAAAGAAUUAAAAAAAAAAAGUGAAAUUUACUUUUUGUUUUGGGAGCCCGGGGCUGACUGGUCAGGCCUUUACUUUGUCAGGUUGGUAGUGGUAGGUUGGAGACCACCUAGGGCCCUUUAGGUACAGCAGUCUCUUUCAUAGGACGAGCUUACAGUUGAAUUUAUUUCUGUUUCUAACCUGUUCUCUUACAGCUCUCUGGGCUGGCGUUAUUUGCUGAAACAAUCUGGGCUACGACUGACCCGUACAAGGUUUACCCCAUCUUGGGUGUUACUGGCAAGGACGAUGUGUUUGCCGGUGGAUGGAUUGCCAUUUUCUGUGGCUUCUCACUCUUUGUUCUGGCUCUGUAUGGCAUUGUGUCUGCGAUGAGAGGAAGCCGUACCAUGCUCAUGGUGGUAAGUGGCUAUCUCCAGGAUCUGGUUGAAUUCCCAGUGUCUGUGUUUGGGGUGGACGUAGCUCCAUUGCUGGUGUCAUGGUGGCGCAUGCUGAGCUUCCAAUGAACGGCACAUAUAUCGACUACUGCGGUAAUGGCAGAGGAGGGGAAUGGGAUAUUAAUAUCUCUGAAUCUAGGAGUUUGCAGUUUGACACGAUUUAGACGACGUGUGUUUUUAUUUGGUGGGACCUCGGGCACGUUAUAGACGGAGGGUAUAGGCAUUGUCUGGUUAAUGCAGAGUAUUAGAGCGCUUUCUUUUCCCUCCCCCCAGUACCUGGUGUUAAUGAUGAUCGUUUACAUAUUUGAAUGCGCGUCCUGCAUAACGUCCUUCACCCAUCGAGACUACGUAAGUUCUGAUUAUUAUGGGAUGGAAUGACUGUUAUCGUGAUUGCAUUAUCAUAUCAUACUUCUUAUCUCUCAGAUGAUAAAUUCCAACGUGAUUAAACAACAAAUGCUCGCCUACUACUUGGAUACGUCCCCACAGGGCGUUGAAAUCACCAACACGUGGAACAGAAUAAUGUUGGAGGUAGGUGGGCGGGAUUGGGGGAUGGGAACUUAACGUUCACUUUUAGCUUUAUAAAAGUUUAUGGCAUUUAAUGAAAUGUAAUUUAUGUAUUUAGUGCGUGUGUGCAUGCUCACUCUUUGGGAGGGGAGAGGGUUCAGACUUUACUAUUAUCUGACCAACUGCUGCUCAACCUAACUAGCUGCUGCCGCAGGUUCACACAGAGCGAUCAAAGCAGCAAGUUAGGGUCAGCAGUAGGCUGAACCAGCACAGCCGCUCAGCCAGAUUUAAAAAAAAAAAAGUGAAAUUUUCUCAAUAAACUUUCAGAUACCCCCUGUGGCCAUAUAUGGUACUGCAGGUUAAUCACUGGAUACAUUGCCUUGAAGCAUUUUUCUGCGAGGAUGUUCCAAUGUUUAAUAUAAUGAAGUGUUUGGAUUGGGAGCUGCUGCCAGUCAGCAUCUUUGCACAGAGCGUAUUCUGUCCAUAUCCCCCCCAGCCCCUUAUAGAUUGCAAGCUCCUGAGAACAGGGCCCCCAGUAUACUGGGGUGAAAGCUGUAUAUUGUGAGACUGCGCAUGCUCAGGUUUCAGGGGAUCAUUCUCUGUGGGAUUUGCACUAAGCUGAUCUUUAUGGUUUGUAUGUACUUUCUCUUCCUGCAGAAAAGCUGCUGUGGAUUUGACGGCCCCCAGGACUGGAUCUCCUAUGGCUCCAAGUUCCGCUCUCUUUACACGGAGAACGAUGCCCCAUGGCCGUACUGGUGCUGCACCAGGGAUGCCAACUUCCAGCUUGUGAACCAGCAAGGCUGCCUCCUGGGUUACCCAUCCUUUAUCAAUUCACAGGUAGUGCUGCCGGCCUGCUGAGCAUGAUGGGAGUGAUCUCCCAUAUACUGUAUAGAUAAUAAGGGGCGUUUAGAUACAUUAUGCUGUAUAUUGUACCAGUUAUACCCCACGCAAUGUAUAUUAUACAUCACGUACUGCAUAAGGGGUGUUUAGCUGCAUUGUGCUGUAUAUUGUACCCGUUAUUGCCCCAUCUACUGUAUAUUAUACCCCACAGUGUAUAUUAUAUCCCAUGCACUGUAUAAGGGCGUUUAGCUACAUUAUGCUGUAUAUUGUACCAGUUAUUCACCAUACGCUAUAUAUUAUACACCACGCACAGCAUAAGGGGCAUUUAGCUCCAUUACCGGUUUAUUAUAUCCCGUAUCUGACAUAUAUAAUAAGGGGCAUUUAUCUAUAUUAGCCGUUAUAUUGUGCCCCAUGCCCGGUACACACAAUGCUCCUUCUGGGAAUAAAUUGUGGAUUAUAUUCACUGACCUCUCAUUCCUGUCACGUGAGCAAAGCACAUUCUCCCAGACAUUUCUGGUUUUCCAGAAUUGGCUAGUGCUUACUCAGAGCUCCUGGUGUUGUGGCCCUCAUAGACGGGCACUGCUGGUUUAGCUUGAAAUUGAUGCAAUGGCGUGUAAAAGGAACCUCUUUGUCAUUGUAAAUAAAAUUAACCGAUAACAGUAAAAAGACAUGAACCCUUUUAUAAACGUAUUAUUUUAGAGCUUUAAAUGUGGGACCUAUUGUACAGCGCUACAGAAGCUGAUGGCGCUAUAUAAAAUAAUAUUUGGUAAUAAAUGUUAGAGUAAAUUGCUGGGUGUUUUGUCCACAUGGUAUAAUUCUCCAGGCAGUAACGGAGGGAUGGACUGUCUGUAAAUACAGCGCUACAGGUAACAAUAUCUUCUAUUGUAGGGCUGCUCCAGUCACAUCGUACACGCCAUUAACAGUUAUACAUGGGGAAUAUCUUGGUUUGGAUUUGCCAUUCUGAUGUGGACGGUAAGUUAAAUGAGCCAGUAGGUGGCUGUCAUGUAGAACUGUGUUAACCAUUAGGAUAGAUCAUGGUUUUAAAAAGCACUUGGGUUGUCUGGAGGAGGUGGUGGGGGUUCCCCAGGGUUCUCUGGAGGAGGUGGUGGGGGGUUCCCCAGGGUUCUCUGGAGGAGGUGGUGUGGGGUUCCCCAGGGUUCUCUGGAGGAGGUGGUGUGGGGUUCCCAAGGGUUCUCUGGAGGAGGUGGUGGGGGGUUCCCCAGGGUUCUCUGGAGGAGGCGGUGGGGGGUUCUCCAGGGUUCUCUGGAGGAGGCGGUGGGGGUUCUCAGGUUCUCAGGGUUCUCCUGGGUUCUCUGGGAAAGAGGCGUGGGGGGGGUCUCCAGGGUUCUCUGGGGGUCUCCAGGGGUUCUCUGGGGGGUCUCCAGGGUUCUCUGGAGAUGGUGGGGUGGGGGGGCUCUCCAGGGUUGUCUGGAGGAGGUCCCCAGAGUUGUCUGGAGGAGGUAGGAGGGGGGUCCAGCAUUGCCUGGAGGAGGGGGGGGGGGUCCUCCUUUUGUUACAGAUGAUGUUACAUGAUUCUAACCCCACGUUACCAUCCAGGGUGUGCGGCCAUCCAACAGUCGUAACUGCUGUGUUCUGUCCACAGAUGCUGGUUCUGUUUGUGACAAUGUAUCAUUACACCACGCUGAGCUGAGUACAAUCUCCUGGAAGGAUCCUUAGUGGGAGCACUGGGGAUCGACCACCCAAACCAUCCACGAUUCUAUCUUACUAGGAAAGCAGGACCAGUUUUCUAGGUUCCGAUUGACUAAUAGCGUUUAACGGUUAAAGUGGAAGAAUUGCUUAGAACGGGUCUAAAUGAGGAUCCGUCUGUCUGUGAAUAACGUCACAAAGUGAACUGAUCAGGAGUAUCUCAGCAUUUUUAUGAAGGUUUUUCUUUUUGUGCAUGUUCAUCUUUAUUGCCAGUUUGUUUUUACAAUUCUAUUUUUAUUUUUUUCCUGAUAGUGUGUGUAUUAUAAUCGAACUUUCCAUCACUGCUCCCUUGCCCAGCCGCAGGUUCUGCCAUAGACUGGCUUCUUUGCUAUUGGCGUUAAAACGCAGCCAUAUCCCGUUCCCUGCAUCCUCAGAACCGAAGCUCUUUGUUUUGUUACAAAAUGUAAAUGUGUCUUAAAUCUUAAUACGAAUUUGACUUUAUACAUAAAUCAUUUGUAAAUGUUGGCAACCAGAAUUUCAUAUUAAAGACUUUAUCACGUUUUGGGAUCCGAGUAUCCUUCAAUUCUAUGUAUAUAUGUAUUUGGCUUUUUUACACUAUAUAACUGCUUAUCUUCUCGCAUUAAUAAAAUUCACUGACCUCAGGCCAGUUCUGGCUAUUAUUGCUGUUCCUGUGAUUCUUUACUAUAAUGAAAGUUUGAUUC
Messenger RNA from Pelobates cultripes (western spadefoot toad), 8478 nucleotides. The record is from the annotation of a GenBank genome assembly. Lineage: Eukaryota; Metazoa; Chordata; Amphibia; Anura; Pelobatidae.